AUGGCGGGUAAUGUUGAUUUUCGAGCCUUGAAGGCCCGUGCAAUAGAUUCUGGGAUCGACGAAGAAGCGGUUACAGUUAACACUCGUGCUUUGAUAGAUAAAGUCCUAGCGAGAUAUUCAGGAGAAUGGACUGUCCUUCGCGAGUUACUUCAAAAUGCUGCUGAUGCUUCGGCUACGAGAGUUAUCGUCAAACUUGAAACCAUACCUUCAGUAACCGUACCAACACCAUCCACAAUUGAGCAGAGUCUAUCCUUAAAACAUAUUAUAUCCCACCACACAAUCAAGAGCUUGAUUGUCAAGAAUAAUGGCUUUGCCUUCAACUCUAAUGAUUGGUCUCGCCUAAAACGAAUCGCUGAGGGAAACCCAGACGAAACGAAAAUUGGCGCCUUCGGGGUUGGAUUUUACAGUGUGUUUUCUGACUGUGAAGAACCUUUUGUAUCCUCUGGCAAGGAGGCUAUUGCUUUUUACUGGAAGGGGAAUUCUUUAUUCACUCGCCGCCUACAGCUUCAAGAACAAGAUUGUUCUCCAGACACUACAUUCGUAUUGGAGUAUAGAAACACCACUUCUCCGGUGCCCAGUCUUCUGCCGUUAGCUCAGUUUCUUGCGAGCAGUCUUACAUUUAUUGGCCUUCAGACCAUAGAGUUGUGGCUUGAUAAUUGGAAGCUAUUACACUUAACGAAAAAGGUUGCCCCUGGAGUUCCGGUGUCCAUACCCAGAGAUAUCCAGACCUCUACUUCUGAGGGCCUGAUGAAUGUCAACGAUGUCACUCAAGAAAUUGCACAGAUUGACGCCACAUGGAUGCCAGCCGUUGAGUGGAAAUCGCCAACUAAUUCCUCGCGCUUCGAGGGAACUCGUUCGGAUGAUAACACAGGCUCUCUUCGCAGUUUUUUUUCGCGUCUAACCAGAGCUGCUGGAAACAAACUUGGAGAAAAAUCAUCAGAUAGUCUCGAAUCUCCUGUAUUGCGACCACCCGAAGAUCUAGUCACGCCUAUUUCUUCAUCUGUGUUCCUUCACAUUAAUACUGCGCGUGUGCAGACUGCAGUAGGUCAUUCUUUUGGGCAAGAGCUAUUGCGCGCAACCAAAAAACCCGCGCCAAAAUUUACAUCCUUAGCAAUUUUGACUUCCUCGUUUAUUUCUAUGGAAAUUAUGAAUGGUUCUGUGAAUCGCUCUCCGAAAUCUAUUUUUACUACUGUUUUGCCACAUAGGUCUGGCAAGAUUUAUAUUGGCUUUUCAACUCACCAAACCACUGGCCUAAAUGCCCAUAUAUCUGCACCUUCAUUAAUACCAACUGUAGAACGAGAAAGCAUUGAUUUAAAUGCACGCUGGGUACGUACUUGGAAUACGGAACUUCUAAGGGCGGCGGGGAUUGUAUGCAGGAUCGCUUGGUCUGCAGAAAUGGCUUCGAUUGACAAGCGAAUUUGGUCCUCAGCAUCAAACGCUGGAAAAACUACACCACCGCUUGAGAAUAUUUCGGCAGUUAUUCCGGAAGUUGUUCACCUAUCAAAUCAGUUUGUAUUUGGAGAGUCUACUCCAUCCUCACAAGUUGGUCAAGUUCUUGAGAACUCGUUCUGGACUUGUAAUAAAAACGCGUAUCUUGAGCUACUAUCAACGUGUGGAGUUCUCCCCAGCUACAAAAUCCGGCUUGCGCCCAAGGACCUGAGCUUCAUGAAAUCAUUACCCGUGGUUCCAGAUUUGAUAAUGGAGCAAUCCAAGGAUUUCAUAACGAAACUGAUCGAUUUUGGACUUCUUACGGAAAUCACCGUCUCUGAUAUCAAACAAGAGCUAGAAUCGUCUCCCGUCACCGCACAACAGCUCGGCGAGUUUCUUCUUUGGCUUUCAGGGAAGGCAAGCAACGGUAGUCUUAAUCAGACUACGGUCAAAGCUCUGCUGAGCGUUGUCGUGGCCAACGAUGAAUCUAGCAAAACGCAAUCUGGUAUUAUCUGUCUAAAUGAUAUCAAGUGGUUUCUUGAUCCAGCUCGAGUUCCUACAGACUUACCGAUUCCACAGUCUGUCCUACCAUUUCACUAUACGAAGAAUUUAAGCCGUAGCCAAUUGACGAUGUUUGGCUGGCGAGAGCUGCCUGUAGAUAUUUUGGUUCACUGGCUUAUUGAAAGCGAUUUAAACGGUUCCUUGCCCUUGGAACAUUGUAUUACCCGCACGGCAUCGUUUUCGUCUCGUAUUUUACCCCUUUUAUCAAAGCAAUUUGAUACACUCUCUCAGCCAUCCAAAAUGGAGCUUAUUACUUUACUUAAAAGUCAUACCGUUAUACCCACGAAAUCAGGAAUAAUGAAAAGGCCUCCGGAAACCUACUUUCCUUCCGUCCGUUUGUUUGCGGAUUUACCUAUUGUCCACGGUCUGAAUAAUGUGAAAGAAAAAUUUCUUAUUAAUCUCGGCGUCCGAAAAACCGUUGAACUGAACGUAAUAUUCGAACGUCUCCUCAAUACACCCAUCGAUUCUACUGAGAAGAUGCGGGAAUCGCAGUGGAGUCAUGUCGAGCUCAUCAAGUAUCUAACAUCUGUUCAAGGAGACAUUCCUAGAGAUGACAUUGCAAAGCUGAAGCAGGCCAGUAUUUGUACGGCCGAACACAACGAAACCUCUGCACGUUUGAAUAAGCGAUAUAAGGUAUGCGAACUUUUUGAACCCAAGAACUCUUUAAGAGAUCUUGAACUUCCCCUGCUACACUGGCCAGGAAAUUAUUCAAGCAGUAGUUCAGAAGCAAAAUUCUUGAGUCUUCUAGGGCUUAAAGCCUUCCCUUCUGCCGCAGAAUUAAUUCAGCUCAUUUCAAAUGCUGCUUCCCAGAAGCGAACAGACCUAAGGGAGAAAGCGUUGGCAUAUUUCAUUAGCACCCAUGUUAUCAAUGGCUAUGCAAAUUUUGAUUAUACGCAGGUCACCACCCCUUUUCUUCCAGGAAACGAUGGGCUUCAAUGUAUUCCAUCCCAAUGCUUUACAGAUACGGGAGCGUUACUAUUCGGAUUCAAACUACUCCGAAGUGACCUUGGAGUUCAUGCUUCGAAAUUUGGAAUAAAACAGCAUCCGCCGAUAAAUGAUUGUCUAGGAAUUAUGCUUCGAGACCCUCCUAAAUCGCUAGCUAAAGCAAAAGAACUUUUUGAAUAUUUUGCACAACGCCUUGCUGAAAUUAACGCUUCGACCGCAGAGCGUAUUGGUAUGAGCCCCAUAGUGCCGCUUCAUAAUGCCAAGAACUUGGAAGGAAGCUCUUUAUCAGGGCAUAUAGCUCCACGGGAUUGCUAUCUUGGAAAUAGUAACGACUAUGCGGACAUUUUUAGCUUUGUUGAUUUUGGGCCAAAGGGAAAUCUAUUUCUUAUGGCAUGUGGCUCAAAGCAGGAGCCUACAUCAGUCGAGUUAGGUGUCAUGCUGGUGAAAAACUCUGUGGUAGUCCUUUCACAUCUGCAGAAUCCAGAUAAGUACUUGAGAUUCCUGCGAAGCAUAGCAGAUAAUAUUGAUCAUAUCAAGAAACAUAAAAAUCUUUUUAGGGAUAUGAAGAAAGCCAGCUUCCUUCUUGCAAGCAAGGAACUACCGAACCAGACCAAAAAGGACGAAGCUGAAGAUCUAAAUGAGGAUGAAGAGCUGCCUAUCAAGGAAUGGCAGCUAAUCAAGGCCACAGAUGCUGUUAUUGUUGACGAUUACACUAGUUUCAAUUUGUUUAAGGACACUAUGCUGGCGGCUCCACAGGAGGAGACACUGGAAGACCUGUAUGCUCAACUUGGCUCGCCGACCUUGAGCAGCAUCAUUGUUGAAGAAGCUCGCUGUGGCCAGGUUGUUCCUAACCAACAUAAUGCUCUCAAGCUCCAGAAACAGAUACACGAGCGGGCGAAGAUUUUUUUACACGACGUACCGAAGGACCAGAUCAAGCAUGAUGCAAAAUGGCUGGAGAAGUAUCUGGUGGUUCAAGUUGUCCAGAGUAUAUCGCUGCGUCGGUCUCUGCGCGGACGGAACACUGGUCAUGUUGAGAAGCGACACGCCAUUGUAACCCGAGGACCGAACAAACCGGACCCUAUUCUUUCUAUCUCCCCGGGUGAUAUCAAUUUCUAUCAGGUGAGCCAGGUGCUCGUCCAUACGAUCUUGUCAAGGCCUAAAUUACACUCGUCCCUUACACUUGAAAUGCUGUUGAAGACGGAUCUUCUCGAACUCCGUGCCCGGGGUUACAAUGUGGAACGGAUUCUUCGACAAAAGGACGCAGCCGCUCGGAUUGCUAAAACUCAUCAGCAGCAACGGCAGGAGCAGCAACUUGAAGAAGACCGGAGCCGUCUUGUCAAAACUGCAGAAAAGGGGCAGCUAGGGCAGGACGUGCGUCCAGAUGGCUAUAGCCCACACCCGAUGCCGGGCGUGUUCCCCGAGUCGCGGCCUGACCAGGUUCCAAACAUAACACAAUCGAGCCUCGAGAGCAAUAGGGGAAUGGGAGGGUUUAUCUCGGAUCUUGGCCGUCGUUUCGGCUUAGAGGAGAUUUUUCGGAAUAACGGCACAGCCAGCACGCCGCCAUCGCCCUAUUCCCAGCAGCCAGAAAACAAAGUAGACACGGCUGAGCCGCACUCUCUAUUAUCUAAUGACAACCUCCAACAAAACUUGUCUGCUGCUAUAGCGCGUUGUCGACCUCACGGGCAUGCUCCAAUUCAGAAUCCAGGCCAAGUAACCCAAAUCACAGAUGCAAAGUCAUACUGCGACGAACGGCCAGCUCUUAAUCUUGUCUACGUCACCAAUAUUGCAGACACCACCAUUAGGUUUUUCCAGUCGCCGACGGAUGAGAAGGGGGAAGGCUUUUACAGCCGACAUGCAAACGGCCUCCAUAGGUUUGCUGUCAUACUCAUAGACUGUGCUGGUAUAUUUGGAGUGCGAAAAGAUAGCAUUGCCGUUUUUAAUGAGAUGAAUGGAAACACCAUUGCCUUUAACCACGGAGGAAGCAUCUUCUGCAAUUACGAUUAUUUUCAGCGGCUGCAUUUAAAAACAGUGACUGCGGGUAAUCGAUCAGAUUGUCUGGUAUACUGGUGGACAAUAUUUUGCCAUGAACUGGCCCAUAACCUCAUUGGCCCGCACAACUCUGAGCACGGCUACUAUACUGAAAGUUUUGUUAUGAAAUACCUCCCAGCAAUUACUGCGUUGCUCCAGAAUUCUAACACUGCCACCCCUACCCAAAAAAGCCGAUAA
Messenger RNA from Ophidiomyces ophidiicola, 5160 nucleotides. RefSeq lists its product as uncharacterized. Bases 1 to 5160 code for a protein of 1719 amino acids. Lineage: Eukaryota; Fungi; Ascomycota; Eurotiomycetes; Onygenales; Onygenaceae. The transcript has 3 exons. The record is from RefSeq and is a predicted model, not a curated record.